Molecule: messenger RNA, 2094 nt
Organism: Calidris pugnax (ruff)
Lineage: Eukaryota; Metazoa; Chordata; Aves; Charadriiformes; Scolopacidae
Gene: KRCC1
Product: lysine-rich coiled-coil 1
Exons: 7
Coding region: 12-1625 (537 amino acids)
Molecular function (GO): zinc ion binding; nucleic acid binding
Source: RefSeq, a predicted model, not a curated record
GCGCUGGGGCCAUGGCGGCGGAGCGGGGCGGGAAAGCAGCCCCACCGCCCCCUCUCACCGCCCGCCGCCGCGAAGAUGACAUUUUAGAUGAAGCAAGAAGGAAAGACCUUUUCACCGACACUUUCUGUAAGGUUUGCAAGGCAGUGCUGCAAUUUGAGACUCAAAGGGUGUCACACUAUAAGGGCAAAAAACAUGCUCAGAAAGUUCGUCAUUACAUCCAAAUGCAUGGUGAGAAAGAUGAGAGACAGGAGCAUUGCAAACAGAUGAAAAGAGAUUGUGUGAAUUUUCAGAUGGAUGGGAGUGGAGUAGUGGACAAAAACAACUACUGCAGUCUCUGCAACGUGAGUUUUACUUCCCCAGUUGUUGGUUUGUCUCACCGCUUGGGAAAGAUCCAUACUAAAAAGGUGAAGCAGUUAUCGGGAGACCAAGCCCAUGUGCCAGCACAGAGGAUGCAGCCUGUUUCUGCUUUACAGAAGCCAGUGGCUGAGAAACCCUUGCUGCCCUCAAAAGCUGAAGAGUCUUCAUCAACCUCCAACAUAAGGUUGAAGUUAAAUGAUGCAAACAAGUACUGUAAGCUCUGCUGUGCUCCCUUCAAUAAUCCACUUAUGGCCCAUGAGCAUUAUAAUGGUAAGAAACACCAAAGAAAUGAAGCACGGAAAAAGAUAUUGGAGGAGCUGGGAGACAAGGCCAUCCCUGGAGAACACAGCACAAAUGCUCUUGGGGUUGGUUAUUACACGUGCUUCGUAUGUAACGUCAUAGUUACAUCUAUAGAAACAUACCAGGCCCACGUGCAAGGAAAUAAGCACCGGAUUAGUUUAUGCAGAGAAACAGUGCUUGCCAAUCUCAUGAAGAAAUCAAAGAAAAGACAUGGCUCCUUUCAAGAUGAAUUAACUGAUUAUGUUAAAGUUUGGAAAGCUAGAGGUCUAAAGCCAAGAAGGUAUUUUGGAAAAGCAGAAGAGGAAGAGUUUCAAGAUAAAAACAUUGAAGGAGAAAGUGACUUCGGUGAGGUUAUAUCUUCAAACUUUAAGUGUGAACAAGGCCAGCAUUCCAGCCUUUUCUCAUCACAUACUUUUCUCAUCACCACUGGGGAAAACAAAUUGCCGAGCUGGCCACCAGCUUCUGAGCAAGCACUAGAAAAGACACCUAAUUAUGGCUAUAACAAGGGCUACUGUAAAGAAGAGCAAGCAUCUGAGGUAGAGAUAGACACCGUCAGAGAAAAAAGCUUCAGGCUAUCAGCUGUAGAAUUGAGAGACAGCUACAAACCUAUGCUUGUUGAAACUUCUACCAGCUCCUACAGAAAAGAACAGAAAUUUCAGAUAAAACAUUUUGAAGUGGAAAAAUACAUCAUUGAAGAGCUGAAGAAUGAGAAAGAAGCCACAAAGCAGAAAAGAAAGAAAAAUAGUGAAGGUGCAGAUUUUGGAAAAGAAAAUGUGAAGCAGAAGAGAAUUAAAUUUGAGAUAAACUUGGAAAAUGAAAAGAAAUCAAGACCUUAUAAAGGCAAAAGACUUAAAGAAAACUCCACUGAGAAAGAGAGCAAAAAGCACAAAAAGGAUAAAAAGAAGCCACAGAUAGAUGUCAAAAAAGAAGACGAGCUGCUUUGGGAUGAAUCUGUCUUGGAAUAUUGAUAAAGCUGUUGCUUAGCUUUAAGAAGUUGAUUCUGUUUGUAGCCUCACUUUAACAUUUUGUAUUAUACUAUCACUGUUGGUGUGGGAUUUUUUUAAGCAGUUUUUGUUCCAACCUGGAAGCGAGAAAAAGCCUAUCUUUUGAAAUUUUUGAGCAGUAGAUAGGUAUCAGUUUUUAAUCACCUUACACAUACAGCAGCUAGUGCAGUGAUGCAAGUUUGAAAGUCUGUAAUCUCUUAUGAAAUCUAACAGAAAUAAGGGUCAGUAGCUCACCAGAAUGUAUAGUUUCUUUCUAAUGUUAAUGGUGCCUGUUUAUUUCUUCUAGGAAGGUUUCUGUUAUUCUUCUAGGAAAGUACAUAAAUUCUUAAAAUAAAUAAGGGCACUACAGUGUCCCCGGCCAUGUUGUAACCGUUUCUCUCGCAGAUUUAAAAGGAGAAUUAGCAAGUCUUUUGAUUCUAGACCUUAUUUGCUA